This is a messenger RNA of Ostertagia ostertagi, 399 nucleotides long. NCBI's taxonomy places the organism in Eukaryota, Metazoa, Nematoda, Chromadorea, Rhabditida, Trichostrongylidae. The record is from the annotation of a GenBank genome assembly.
AUGCACAACAAUACUGCCUUGGAUGGAGUCGAUCCGAUUGAAAUGAUACAGGUGAACGCUGGUGAAUGUCAGAAAAAAUGCGUUGACCUGUAUCCAUCGUGUUCAGCAGUUGUUUACUACUACUUGGACGGAGAAAAGAAACAUCAUCAGUGCUAUCUUUUUGGAGUCAAUUCGUUGAGUGAAGAGGUUCAUCUCGUGAGGCAGACAACAGAACAAUUAAGGGAUGUCGUCCGAAUGCUGGAGAUUGUCGCCAACUGCCAUGCGUUUGACGACUCGCCACCUCUCGAAGAGGAUGGGCUCGUUUCAUCAACGGAUAAGUAUGAUCGGAAAAAGAGACCGACGUGGCUGUCCUGCACGACCAACCUCUACAAGGAUUUGUCGACCGCAGCAGCCCUAUCC